AUGUCUUCCAUACUGGAUGUUGACGACGGGAUUCGUGAAACUUGUUUAUGGGCAAUAGUAAAUAAUGCUGGAGUGCCAGGGACUGUCGGUCCGAUAGAAUGGCUGUCGGCGUCAGAGUUUAGAAGGACCAUUGAAAUAAACUUGUUCGGAGUUAUAUUUGUUACAAAGGAGUUUCUGCCAUUAGUAAGGAAGGAAAAGGGUGGGAGGAUUGUGAAUAUGUCUAGCAUAUGUGGCCGUUUUGCUAUAGCUACUGGGCCGUAUUGUGCGUCUAAAUUCGGAGUUGAAGGAUUUUCGGACCAGUUAAGACGGGAGCUUUACAGAACAGGAAUCAGUGUACAUCUGAUAGAACCAGGUUAUUUCGACACAGGCAUCGUUGAGGAAGAUACAAUACAAGAUGGUUUAAAUGCCACGUUUGAGCAAGCCCCGAAAGAAGUUCAGAAAUAUUACGGUGAAGCUUAUAAAAAUGAAAUGAUAAACAAUCAUUGUAAGGUACUAAAUACUGUGAUGUCGCCAAAAGUAGAGAAGGUAGUAGAUGCCUAUGAACAUGCAAUCACAUCAAGGUUUCCUAAAGUAAGGUAUGUGGUGGGCUGGGAUGCAAAUAUUCCUUUUCGUAUAUUAUGGAAUUUUCCAGAAUGGAUUACAGACUUCAUUCUAUCCAGAACGAUGUGUACACCAGAGGGAGCGAAAAAUUGAUUUUUGAAGCAACUAUUAUAUAUUGUAUAAAUUGCAUAUUUUAAAUCAGUCCGUUAUAUUCAUGUUAUUAGUAUAAAAUAAAUUGGUAGAAUUGUUAGACAUAAUUCGUGUGAUAUCAGUGAACUCUUUGCAUCUGAAGUGAUGACUUUUGCUAUAUAAUUUUUUUUCAGGGGUUUAUAUAGACUUAUAUCUAUGAAUUAUCUCCGCAUCAUUGGGGCAUUGUGUUUAUUCCAAGUAAAGAUGUCUUUAAAUUUGAAAUUUUGCAUGCUUAUCAAAUUAAUUAUUUUAUGUCAAUGGAACGAUAUUCAGUCCGAUGGCCAUAACAUAUCAAAUAUAAACAAAUUUAUAUAAACAUGUCAAUGUUUCUCCAUGGUGUAAUCCUUAGUUAAUGUAGGCAAGAGGGCCAGACUAUGAAAGAGUUGACUUGUAUUGUGUCUCCUCCAUUGUGGGUUAUAUAGCGGUGUAUUCGUAGAAAUAUAGAGAGGAUAAUCAAGUUUUUUUCUCUAAAUACAGGAUUUAUUUUCAUCGAGUGGUAAGAAAAUAAAUAUUUCAUGAGUGGCGGUAACUAUGAGUGAAAUAUGAUAAUUGUCAUACCACAAGAUGAAAAUAUAUCCUGUAUUUAUAGAAAAAAAACUUGAAUUUUCUGUUUAUUAUAUACAUUUUGACAUAACAAUUUGAAAGAUUUUCCAUUAAAUUAUGUGUACUGGAAGAAUUUAGAAGAAAGUAGUCUGGCAUGACACCAGUGAAAAUACGGAAAAUAUAUUUCACUGCAGUGAAAAAUUAAUUUUUACAGUGAAAGUACGGAAUAUGAAAAUACGCAUUUUAUUUCAUCAAUAUUUCUCAAUAUUUCAUUUAAAAGUAUAUAAUAAAUUGCCAUAUUGUACAGUUCAAUGUUAGGUAACAUGUAAUUACAACAUAUUUAAUUAAA
Ruditapes philippinarum (Manila clam) is the source of this 1621-nucleotide messenger RNA. RefSeq names its product short-chain dehydrogenase/reductase family 9C member 7-like. Lineage: Eukaryota; Metazoa; Mollusca; Bivalvia; Venerida; Veneridae. The coding region runs from base 1 to 693 and encodes 230 amino acids. The record is from RefSeq and is a predicted model, not a curated record. The transcript is spliced from 5 exons. Gene Ontology annotation, molecular function: oxidoreductase activity.